AUGAAGUGUCAAGUACCAGUAUUAAUUUUAGGCUUUUUAAGUAAUGUACUCGGUAUCUACGUAACAAAUCUGAACGAAAACUGUAUUCGGUGUCUAUGCCAUGUAGCAGGAUGUGACCUUUCUCACACGUGCUCUGACGGGUAUUGUGGACCCUUCUACAUAUCACGGGUGUACUGGGUGGAUGCAGGGAAACCCACGCUGCCAGACGAUAACCCGGAUAGGAAAGAAGCCUACGAAGACUGCGCCAGAGACUACUACUGUUCUAUCAAAAUUAUAGAGAAUUAUAUGGCAAGAUUUGGAAAGGACUGCAAUGGAGAUGGUGUCACCAACUGUUACGACUAUAUGAUGAUAAACCACCAUGGUGGCAGAGCAUGCUCUUCGCCACUUUUCCUCUCACAACUCGGUCUGCGUAGGCUGAAACUCUUCCAACAGUGCCGUUUUAACUAA
Molecule: messenger RNA, 447 nt
Organism: Pieris macdunnoughi
Lineage: Eukaryota; Metazoa; Arthropoda; Insecta; Lepidoptera; Pieridae
Source: the annotation of a GenBank genome assembly